CUAUGUAGAUCGCGAUCAGCCGGACAGUCAGUGUGCGUGUUGAUCUGCUAGCGUGAGGAUCGUCGCGGUUUUGAUACUGUAUUGCAUUCGGCACGAUUCACGAGUUGCAUUUUGUUUGGCGUUAAAUAUAGUUUUGUUGGGGAGAGGAAUGUUCACCUGUAGGCGAUAGUUUUGAUAGCCAGCUAUAGGCUAGUGAUGUGUGGGUACAUCAGUAUCAGUAAUAACGAUAACAAUUAGAAUUGCCGAUGGAAAUCAGUGUUCACAGGUUCACAUGCUAUGCUCAAUUAGCGUAUGGAGGAAUAAUCCGUGUAAUUCAAUAUACGGUGUGCGGUCAGCCAACGAAUUCGUUAAGCAGUACCGUAGUGGUGUAAUUGAUUGCAAAUUUUUCUGACAAACAUUGUGAACAUUGCUUGGUGAUAGUUCCGUCCAAAGAGUCAACUCGUAUCGAAUUUCACUGGAAUGUGAUGUCACACGAUAGGACGGGAAGCUGAAAAAAGUCAACGGCAGCGGUUCGAAAAAUCAUUCCAAGGUUAACCGCUUGUGGGGAAAUUGAUAGCACAUCUUAGAAUGUCAUCUCAGGCCCCCUGCAGAGCAGCUAGUUUAUUGGCAUUGGUGUUCACAAUCUCCGGAAUCAGCAUAGCGCAAGGACAGUAUCUGCGGUCUCCAUGUCCAGAUAUUUUCACCUACCAAGUUGAUCCUAAUACCAAACAAAUCUUCGGCUACGUAGAGAUCGACAACAUUCAAGUGGGUCAAACGGUCAAACUGAAUAUUGAUCUAUCCAUUGCUGCGCCAGUCCCACAGAAUAACGUUGGAUCUAUCGCACUUGCUAAAUCGAAAGAUGAAAUCUUCAACGACAUUGUGCAUGGCAACCCCGCGCAGUACCGGGUCAACUUCCCGCUGCAAAACAUUCUACCGAGCGUUCUCAGUAUAGCCGUCAAUGGCCAAACUAUUUGCACGGGAAGCCUUGUCCAAGGACACCAAACUACCAUCAAUCUGGAGCAUACGCUAUACACACGAGUAGAACCAAAUGGCUUCCCAGGCAACAACGGUUAUCAACCCAACAACGGAUUCCUUAGCAAUAACCAAUUCCAGUACCAACGGCCCGUUUACACCGUUCCUCCCAGGCCCACUAGGCCGCAGUUUAGCUAUACAGAACCUGUAACACAACGUGUGACUGCACCUGCUGUAUUUAUGCAACCUAUCACUAGUCGUCCAGUCCCCAUGCGGACUACCGUUGCACCUCCAACCAAUUACGCUUGUGGCAAGCCAUCUGCCAACGGCUUCAACCAGCUUGCCUUCAACGGUAAGCGUGUGAACAAAGGCCAAUUUCCGUGGAUUGCCCCUCUGUUUGAUCAGUCUGAUGCUCAAACGCCAUCCUAUUUCUGCGGCAGUACCAUUAUCUCCAACAGACAUCUCAUCACUGCAGCCCAUUGCAUCUACGAUGCCGGCGACUUCAUGUCCGCCGAUCGGAUACUUGCCGUUCCGGGAAUGUACAACAUUGAUAACUUUGCAGAUGAUAAUGCAAAUUUUGCGUUCAUAGAUAGCGUACAUCCGCACAAUGAUUACAUCAAUGACGAUGACCUGAACGACGCGGACAUAGCCAUUCUGCGGCUAAAGAAGGUGUUGAUCUACACAGAGUAUAUUAUUCCGAUAUGCCUGUGGAACGAUGCCAACGACCUGGAUCGGGUCGUCAACCAGGAAGGUAUCGUGGCCGGCUGGGGAGUCACCGAAACAGGCCCAUCAACGGUGCCCACUUUUAUCAAGGCUUCGAUCGUGUCAAAAAGAUCCUGUCGAGACAAUGUGGAGAAGAUGCUUCCCAUUAAUUCGCGGGUAUUCUGUGCCGAUGGCCAUGGAUCAGCACCGUGCAACGGCGAUUCCGGUACCGGGUUUGUGCUCAAACGUGGCAACCAGUACUAUUUGCGAGGAAUAGUGUCCAAAGGUCAACAGGAUCCCGAAACUCUACUAUGCGACGUGAGAAAAUUCGCAAUCUACACGGAUGUUGCACUGUUUAGAUAUUGGAUCAAAACGAUCAUGAGUUAGUAGAGUGAACACGGCAAAGGCUACAGCCAUAGAAAUUAUUCGAUUUAUUCAUAGAAUGAAUAAAAACCAUGCAGAGGAUUGAACUAGAAGAAGUCACGUUACCUAGAGCGUUGAGUGAAUUUUGGGACUUGGCUUUUGCGUAUGACUGUAAUAGAACCAGAUUAUUUAUGUGUAAAUAGCAAUUAAGUUUAUAUUUCAUGACUACAAAUUACUCACACUCGAAUUACUCCACUUUUAAAAGUGUAAAACAGGUAUAAAUUAUGGCAAGUGCCGAUAAACGUA
Messenger RNA from Aedes albopictus (Asian tiger mosquito), 2322 nucleotides. RefSeq names its product serine protease gd-like. The transcript has 3 exons. The record is from RefSeq and is a predicted model, not a curated record. Lineage: Eukaryota; Metazoa; Arthropoda; Insecta; Diptera; Culicidae. Gene Ontology annotation, biological process: proteolysis. The coding region runs from base 568 to 2040 and encodes 490 amino acids. Gene Ontology annotation, molecular function: serine-type endopeptidase activity.